ACAAUCUCAUAUAGCUAUCAUGACAUUUAGGAAGCUACAUUAAAACACAAAAUAUUCUUUGAGUAAUAUUUGAAAAAAUUUUAAGUUAAAUUUUGACCGUUCCAAUGAACCGUCGCUGUGUAGUCUGCGGCAAAGAGUUUGCCAAUGAUGCCGUCGAUUCCGCCUAUCAUUAUCCUAAAAAUGAGAAGGAAGCUCAGAUUUGGCAGAAGAGUAUGGGAGCCUUCGGUACCGCUGUGGAGAGUAUUGAGAAAUGUUGCUGUGUCUGCAUUGAACACAUACCCCAAUUCGUGGAACGUACUCAGAAGGAGGCGUCACUCAUUAAGGAGCAAUACAAGGGGGAUAAAUGGAUAAUGCCACAGUUAAAUCGGCCUUCGCUCCAGGUGCUUCUCCUGUCGGGUGCUACGCUGUCACCUUGUUUCGACAUAUCCAAAUCAGGAUGCAAUGGCCAUCAGGAGGAUGGCUUAGACGAAGAAAUCUUCGUGAGUGAAUCCAGCUAUAAGGAUUGUGGUCUCCCCUUGCCCGACAUUGAGGUCCCCGAAGCGACUGUGCUGUCCAUGCACAACGAAAAUAUGGCAAAAAACAAUCUGCAAUGCGGAGAUACUAGUUGCCUAUGCAAUUGCACGGAUGUCUUGUUGCUGGGACGCAGCCAAAAGCAUCCAUGCAAAUGCGAGGCAUCUCCCCAAAAGCCGCAGACAGAGAACGUUAUGGAGUGCAACGGCGUAGAGUGUCAAUGCCAGAUGCGCAUGCAGAUGGGUGAAAUAAUCAAACAGCAACAACAGCGCAUCGUCGAGCUAGAGAGUAUGAUCUGUCGACAGAAUGAAUGGUAUAUAGCGUUACAGCAGAAGAUGAAUGAGUUAUAUGCAAAUUUUGACCUCAUAGACCAGAGCGAGUCAGCCAACUGCAGUCAAAAUCAUAAUCCAUGCCAAGAACAAUUACUAAGUUCAAGUGUCAAGUCUGAACACGUAAUAACUUCCAACAGAAAAGGAUUUAGGUGUCCAAGUAAUAACAUGCAGCCAGAACCGUCAGAGUGACAGAUGGUAUCGUCUUAUCCUAUACAGUGUACAUAAUAGUCUUCGAUUGGAUUGAACUGAUAAUAAAUAAACAUGUCUAACA
Messenger RNA from Drosophila arizonae, 1113 nucleotides. RefSeq lists its product as uncharacterized. The record is from RefSeq and is a predicted model, not a curated record. Lineage: Eukaryota; Metazoa; Arthropoda; Insecta; Diptera; Drosophilidae.